AUGUCUACAAGCCGUUCGACCAAUCCUCUCACCUACACCAUCUGCUACUCUUUUUCUGCACCAACCCCAGCCGAACUCCACACGCUUCUCUUCAUCCACAACAUCUUCGAAACUCCCUCGAACCCUCUCGCGACGACCUACAUCUAUCACCACGUCCUUGACGGUUCCUACACACCCUUCAUCGCUCCUAUCGCCUCCUACCCCAACGCUUCGAUUAUCACCAUCAAGCAAGAAGAUCCUUCGGACGAAGAACUCUCCUUGCUCCUUCGCUAUCCUUCCUCCGAACCCGACACUUUCCCCAACGCUCACACUUCGACUUCCAGCCCCGCGCCGCUCACCAAGUGUCGCACCGACCCUACGCUUCGUUGCAUCUGCAAGAAGUUCUGCCUGCUCAAACCAGGGGCUAUCGGCUUCACAACUGCUCUCGCCUACCUUACUAUAAACCCUCUUGUGUUCGCAUACCUACGCCACUUGGCCGGAAGUAGUUUUACAAGGCCGAAGAAAUUAUUGGACGCACCUUCGACCUCUCCUCUCCAUUUUUCCAUACCAUUAUUCGCCUCUGCCUCUAAUACUUGGCAUUUCGACUCUUCGCAGAGGAGAGCGUCGACCUCAAGACCACAGGACGACACUCACCUAUUUUUCCUCCGACUCUCUUCACCAUUAAAUCGCUCCGUCUCCGAUCUCCACCCUGGCGAACCCUUGAACGGAUUCCGGGGAGAUCGACGAUUACAGUGCGAGAAGUCGAAGGGGGCCGACGAAUACUUCCUAUACCUCAACGAUACCAUCCGCGUCCCCGAACCCAACUACACCUACCUAGAAACCCUUCCCCCCGAUAUCCACAAUCCACCGUACGGAGUCUGGGACCCAGAACGUCAUAUCUGGUGCACAUUCAUCACCCCGAGCCGAGUAGUCCUCCAAGACGUCGAUAACAGCUACCCAGUAUAUUUCGACGAAACUUGGAGAUAUAUCUCUUCAGGAGAUCGAGUACCCACCACUCAAGACGCUUCUUCCCCUCUCUCUACGCCCCCGAGAACACCCCCGCCAAUUACACCCAAGCUUCCUGACCUAUCUCCCGUUCGACCUCUCAUAUCUAUGGCUGCUAGGACUACAACUCAAACCCAGACCCGAGCUGCAGACACCAUGAGCAACCAAGACGAUCAGGAAGUCGACAGAAAUUUAGACGAGCAUAGGGAGCGAAACCCGAAGACCUACAGACCCGGAGACAGCAGAAGGAUUCGAAGCAAAGCAAAAGAAGGAGGCGGGGGAGGAGACGAUGAUCCCAGCGAUGACGACGGAGGCGGCGACGAUAAUUCGUCCGGGCAUUUUACCUUCAACAGCAGCAUGUCCAAUCACACACAUAGGACGUUCACUGGAGACAACCCGGCCGAAUUUAAGGAGAACAAACACGUCGCAAAGCCACCUUUCUUCGACGGUUCGAACUGGGACGAGUUCUGGAGCGCGGUACUCGACGUCAUCCGAGCGAAUCCCAAGUACUUCCAGUCGUACCGCCGACGCAUCGAAUACAUCCUCUCCUUCUUUCGAGGCGAUGCGAUCUCCUGGAAGCAAAACUACCAGUCGGAUCCAGACAAUGCUAUCGGGAACGAAUACCUCGACUAUCCAUACAACCCAGAUACCGACCAGCUAGAGCUUCCUCAGGAGAAACACCGCAAUGAAGUCACCGAGGCAGACUGGUUCCGAUUCAUGAGACUCCUCAAGCGAGACUACGAGACUCUAGACUCGAGAGGACAAGCUAGGCAGAAGAUUAUGUACUCCAAGCAGGGAGUACUAACCGCGGCCGAGUUCUUCCAGAAGCUAGACUCGUCAAGGAGAAUCGCGCGGUGGCAGGGGAAGCAGUACGAUGAGAUGGUGGUCGAGAAGCUCAAGGAGAAUCUGAACAGUCGAAUCGUCGACGCCAUCUAUGGUCAAGAAAAGAUGCCGGCAACCUACGAUGACUGGAAACAAGCCGCCAUCCGGUGGGACAACCGAGAGCAAACAAAGAAACUCGCGAGAGGAUACGGGUAUAGACCUACCUCUCCUGCUCAAGGCUGGUACCGCCCUAGCUCGCCGAAUCCGUCAUACUCUCCCUCUGCUCCACACCCUCCUCGCCCUCCGACUCCGGGCCCAUCCAAUAAUCCAGUACGCUCUCCUUCGCCCACUCCUUUCCGUAGCCCGUCCCCAGCUCGUACCUCUAGAGCCAUGCUCCCGGACGCGGAGUAUAAACGACGAAAGGAAGCUGGGGAAUGUUUUGGCUGUGGCAAGAAGUGGGAUUCGGGCCAUCGCUGCGAGUCUAGGAGCCAGAGAAUCAGAGCGGCGGUCCAUACGUUGAAUGACGAGGAUAGAGGGAAAUUGUUGGACGUACUAGAAGUGGAUUUUCCAAAGAGUUGA
Messenger RNA from Stereum hirsutum FP-91666 SS1, 2385 nucleotides. RefSeq lists its product as uncharacterized. Lineage: Eukaryota; Fungi; Basidiomycota; Agaricomycetes; Russulales; Stereaceae. The transcript is spliced from 4 exons. The record is from RefSeq and is a predicted model, not a curated record. The coding region runs from base 1 to 2385 and encodes 794 amino acids.